AUGAAACUGCCCAAGGGGUCCAGGAACUCUGUGUUCUAUGGGCAGCACCCAGAGAAGAAGGUGCAGGUGCCCUCAUGGAAAGAGGUGAAGCAGACCCCUGUGAUCAUGGCGAUGAUCAAAGGUCCGGGGCCUGCCAAGUACUUGCGGCCAUCCUGCACAGGCUACCUAGGCCAUGACAGCUCCAUGUUCCAGGAGCCAGCCUGCACUCUGCACACUCAGCAUUCAGAGAAGCGGAUAAUGGACAUAUGCAACCCUGGGCCUUGCUAUUUCCUGAAUCCUAAAAUAACUCGGGUUGGACUGUCCAGCUGCCCGCAGAUCCCCAUGGCGGAACGCAUCUCUAACCUGUGCCUGAGCUCCACCCCAGCCUCCUGCCACUACUGCUUGGAGAAGACCCACCCUCCUGGAGAACGCAGGGCUCCGCAGUACACUUUCGGCUACCGGUGCCCAUACAGAGUAAUGGACCCCAACCCGGCCCCCAACCACUACCAGCUGCCACUCUUGCUGGGGCCCAACAUCCCCAUCAACCGAGCUGCUCCUUGCUAUAGUUUGGCCUCCACAGACAACAACUGGUUCUACAAGAAGAACGUGGCAGGAGGUCCUGGGCCAGCCAUGCACACCCGCCCUGAGCCAUCUGUCUACCAGAACCGCAGCCCCAUCUGCAGCAUGGCCAAGCGCUUUGCCUGCCCAAUGGACGAUACACCUCAGCCUGGACCGGGUUCCCAUGAUGUCCAGCUGGUUACAGUACACAAGCUCCGCACACCUGCUUUCACCAUGGGUGUCAAACACUCACCCUACCUGUGCCCGCUGGUCAUUGACAUUCAUAACUGAGGGCCCUCCUCGUGUACUCACUCACUCCUCCCCACAGAAGAUAUUUUCUAUAUCAAAAUGAGCAACUUACCAAGGUUUUGAGUAGCAGAGCUGGUGCCUGCUGUGUUUAGCACACAGAAAGUAUUAGAUAAAUAUUUUUAUUUUUUUAUUUCUUCAUUUUGUAAAUGUUCAUGACUGCUUCCUUUGGGCCCUGCCCUGGAUGAGGAGUGGGGAUACUGGGAGGCAUUACAGGUCAAUGUCUUGGAGAAGUUCUGUUCUGGCUCACUAGGGGAGGCCACAUGUUCUCAAGAAGCCUUGGGCAGAGGUUCCAGAGAGCUGAGUUCUAGUUCUAACUUUGCCACUAACGUGCUGUGUGGUCUUGUGCUGCUCCCGCCCAUCUCUGGGCCUUGGGAUUGCAUUUUGUGCAGUGAGGGUGGGGGAAGACCUGGAGGAUGAUCCAGUUUUCUCUAGGUCCAGAACUGUGUGACUCUGAAUCCUGACAGUGCUCAGUACCUUAGAGGGGAGAAGAGAAAAUGGGUGGGGAUAGAGGAUGGAGGGGUCACUCUGGUUGGGAAAGGGGGAGAGGUGAGUUUUCCUGGGGGAAGGACUCAGGAGAACAAGCAGAGACAGUGUAUAGAAGGAAGGGUAUUCCUGGUGGUGGUAAAGAUAAGAGCAAAGGCAAGUGGAUGGGACCAAAGGGUGCAGGGCAGGGAGUUGGGGAGGCUCAGAGGGCCCGAGCCCAGGCUGCAGGAGGCUGGCUGGUAAUGGGACCAGAUGGUAGUCAGCUUGGAGUGGACUCAGGCUUUGCCCACUGGGCAGUAGAUAAGAUGUAGUAUUUUCAGAAUUCUUUGGGCAGAGAGAGAAG
This is a messenger RNA of Myotis daubentonii (Daubenton's bat), 1672 nucleotides long. RefSeq names its product ciliary microtubule associated protein 1C (gene CIMAP1C). Lineage: Eukaryota; Metazoa; Chordata; Mammalia; Chiroptera; Vespertilionidae. Gene Ontology annotation, cellular component: cytoskeleton. The record is from RefSeq and is a predicted model, not a curated record.